Molecule: messenger RNA, 1443 nt
Organism: Phragmites australis (common reed)
Lineage: Eukaryota; Viridiplantae; Streptophyta; Magnoliopsida; Poales; Poaceae
Exons: 3
Coding region: 173-1117 (314 amino acids)
Biological process (GO): response to desiccation
Cellular component (GO): cytosol
Source: RefSeq, a predicted model, not a curated record
UUUUUUUUGAGGGAACACAUUUUUUAAAGUUAUGAUUGGCAAAUUGUGAUCUCCUCUUGCUCUAGCUGUCAUCACUCCUUUCCCCCACCGACCACGAACGCCACGCGGUCUCCACUCGCUUCGUCCACUGCAGAUCGCCUCGACGCCCUCACCCUCAGCGACAGCGGCGAGCAUGUCUUCGUCGGAGAAUAUCACGGUCACCGAGCGCGGCGGCAAGGACAAGGAUAAUGUGGGCGGCGACAACAAGGACCAGGGCGGCGGCGGGUUCAUCGAGAAGGUGAAGGACUUCAUCCACGACAUCGGCGAGAAGAUCGAGGAGGCGGUGGGCUUCGGCAAGCCCACCGCCGACGUCUCCGGCAUCCACAUCCCCCACAUCAGCCUCCACCGCGCCGACCUCGUCGUCGACGUCCUCAUCAAGAACCCCAACCCCGUGCCCAUCCCGCUCGUCGACAUCGACUACCUCAUCGACAGCGACGGCCGCAAGCUCGUCUCCGGUCUUAUCCCCGACGCCGGCACCAUCCACGCCCACGGCGAGGAGACUGUCAAGAUCCCCGUCUCGCUCGUCUUCGACGACAUCAAGAGCACCUACAAGGACAUCCAGCCCGGGAGCAUCAUCCCCUACCUCGUCCGCGUGGUCCUUCUCGUCGACGUCCCCAUCAUCGGCCGGAUCAAGAUCCCAAUCGAGAAGACCGGCGAGAUCCCCGUCCCCUACAAGCCCGACGUAGACGUCGAGAAGAUCAAGUUCCACAGGUUCUCCUUCGAGGAGACCACCGCUACGCUGCACCUCAAGCUCGAGAACAAGAACGACUUCGACCUCGGACUCAACAUGCUCCAGUACGAGAUGUGGCUCGGCGACGACAACAUUGCCUCCGCCGAGCUCACGCAGAGCGCCAAGAUCGAGAAGCAGGGGAUCACUAGGAUGCAGAUGCCGUUCAGCUUCAGGCCCAAGGAUUUCGGAUCAGCUGUCUGGGACUUGGUCAGGGGUAAGGGAACAAGGUACACCAUCAAGGGCAAGAUUGAUGUGGACACUCCGUUUGGGAACAUGAAGCUGCCCAUAAGUAAAGAGGGUGGAACCACUCGCCUGAAGAAGGACGACGACGAAGACGAUGAGGAUUAAAGUGCUGCUGUAAGUGAACAGCCAAGAUAGUGAAGCAGGGAGAAUGUCAUAUGGGGCGUGUCCACCUGUGAGCUUGCCGCUAGUCGAGCUCUUGCUUUAGUUCUUGAUGUCUUGUUUGAUUGCAGAUCUGAUGUGUGAACCUCCUCUGUCCAAUGGCUUCAUCGUGCACUGGUGUUGUGACUGCUUGUGCUGUUCAUCCUAGUUGUCGCAUGCAUAUGAAUUCUAUCUGUGUUAAGGGCUCCAAACUUUGUAAUCGGAAGAACGUUAACAAUAAAGCCCAACACCCCUUGUUCUUUGUGGGGUUGGUUGGUCAGUUUUCCAUUUUA